Tetrahymena thermophila SB210 is the source of this 2916-nucleotide messenger RNA. Its product is annotated as glycoside hydrolase family 38 amine-terminal domain protein. Gene Ontology annotation, molecular function: carbohydrate binding; alpha-mannosidase activity. The transcript is spliced from 9 exons. NCBI's taxonomy places the organism in Eukaryota, Ciliophora, Oligohymenophorea, Hymenostomatida, Tetrahymenidae. Gene Ontology annotation, biological process: mannose metabolic process. The record is from RefSeq and is a predicted model, not a curated record.
AUGAAAGGAUACUAGUUAUUUGUUAUACUAAUAGCUCUUACUGCAGCAGUUCUUGGAUCAUAAGAUACAGUUUAUGUACAUUUGAUUCCACAUUCUCAUGAUGAUUAUGGAUGGAUUUUUAACAUAUAAGAAUUGUAUAAUAACCCUAGUCCAUUUUAAGGUUAAGGAGCUGUGAAAGACAUUUUGAAUUCUGUUUAUACUGAAGUUUAGAAAAGUCCUAACAGAAAAUUCAAUUAAGUUGAAGUAGGUUUUCUAGAUAUUUGGUGGGAUAGUUUAUCAGAGUAGUAAAGGGAUACUUAUAGAAGCUUAGUUUAAAGUGGAUAAAUAGAAAUAUUGAAUGGUGGAUGGGUUAUGCAUGAUGAAGCUACUGCAUACUUCGAGGAUUUGAUAGAAAAUAUGACUGUUGGUCAUUUGUGGGUCAAAGAUAAGUUUAACAUAAUUCCUACUGUUGGUUGGUAAUUAGAUCCUUUUGGACAUCAAAACGCAAAUGCAGCUUUAUACAGCUAAAUGGGUUUGAAUGCAUAGUGGUUUGCUAGAAUUGAUUAUUAAGAUUAUGCCUAAAGAUCUUAAAAUAAAGGAUUCGAAAUGAUAUGGUCGCCCGAACAAAAUUCAGGGGAAGAAAAUUACAUAUUUUCAGCAGUCAAUUACAAGCAUUACUCUCCUCCUCAAAAUUUUUAUUUUGAAACUGGCUAAGUAGUUAAUUAAUACAAUGUUGCUUAAAAGGCUUAAGAAUUUGUUUAAUAUUUUAAAAUUAUGAAUCAAUACUAUAGAGGCAAACAUCUCUUCCACACCAUGGGUGAAGAUUUUGCUUAUAGCAGAGCAAAUGUUUGGUAUGAAAGUAUGGAUAUGCUCAUUGAAUACAUUAAUUCUCGUAGCGACUAAUACAAUAUGAAAAUACUAUAUUCUACUCCAUCAAACUAUUUAAAAGAAUUAUAAAAAUAAAAUGAAUCCUACCCUGUAAAUAAAUAUGACUUUUUUCCUUAUGCUGAUAAAUCUAAUGCUUUUUGGACUGGAUAUUUUACUUCCCGUCCAUCAAUUAAAGGAUUUACUAAAGAUUCCGGAAGAUACUUGCAGGCUAUAAGAAAUAUUUUCUCAACUGAAUCAAUAUUAAAGAUAUCUAACUAAUUCAAAGUUAACUAUCAAAAUAUCCUUUAUGCUUUGCAAAAUUUUGAACAGUAAGUUGCCAUGAUGAUGCAUCAUGAUGCGGUUACUGGUACAGAAAGGUAAAAAGUAGCCUAUGAUUAUAUAUAACGCUUAAAUAAAGGAUAUUCUUUAAUUAGAGACUAAUUACAUCCUUUAUUACAAGAAUAUACCAACAAAUAAAUAAAUGAAAAUGAUAUUAACUACGUUUAAUGCAACUGGAAUGCCACUAUUACUUAAUGCGAUAUAACCUAAAAGUAGCUAGGUUAAGGCUCUCCAGUCUUGUUAAUGAUAUAUAAUCCCUCAACAACUAGAUAAUAACUUACAAGAAUAAAAGUCCCAUAAAUCUCAUUAUCAGUUUUAAAUGUUGAAAAUUAACAAAUUACUGCUGAUGUCAUUUGUUCAAAUCCAUAAGAUGAUAAAGACUGCGACUUGUACUUUUUAGAUAAAUUUGAAGGUUACUCAUUCUAAUAUUAUAAGAUAGUAGUUAGCCCUUUGAGUAAUUCUAUUGUAAAACCUUAUAUAAAAAAAUAAUCUUCUGACGAAAUAGAGAUUAAUUUAUCUCAAACUUAAGUUUUAUCCAUAAAUACUGCGACAUUUAAUUUCAGGCUUUCUACUUGGCAAGAAAUUAAAGAUGACUACAUUAGGUCUUAUAGAUUAUUUUCUAAUAGCUUUUAAAUUCAAUACAAUUAUUAUACCUCUUCCACUGAUAAUUACUAAUCUUCAGGAGCAUAUAUUUUCAGACCAAAUCAACAGUCUAGCAUGCCUUAUUCUGAAAUAAAAUCUGCAACUGUUUAUAAAGGAAAAGUAGUAACUGUAGUUACAUUAGAUGGAACAAAGACUACCACUUAACUAAGAUUCUCCUCUAUUUAUUAAUAAAAAUAAGCUUGCGAAGUUGAAACAUUUAUUCACUCCAUAGAUGUUAAUGAUGGUGUUGGAAAGGAAGUUGUGAUGCUUAUAAAUACAAAUUAUAAAAAUGAUGGAAAAUUCUUUACUGAUUCUAAUGGUUUAGAAUUAUAAUAAAGAUAAGUCAACUUCAGAAACACAUGGGAUUUAAAACAAACAGAGCCUGUAAGUGGAAAUUAUUAUCCAAUUGGUGCUAUAAUUGGAUUGGAAGAUUAAGAAACUAAGUAAAGGGUACUUGUAGUUAAUGAUAGAUCAUAAGGUGGUACCUCCCUAAAUCAAGGUUAAAUCGAAAUUAUGAUACACAGAAGAAUUCUGAGAGAUGAUGGAAGAGGUGUAGCAGAGAGUCUAAAUGAAUUUGAUGAUAUAAAAGCACAAUAGGGACUUUAAUAGAAAGUUAGACAUUAUAUAGUUUUUGAAAAAGAGAAAGAAUCCACUGGAAGAUUAAUUUAAAACAACUUAGAUUCAGCUCAUUAAAUUUUUAUUUCUAAGACAAGCUAGAACUUAUUUUAAUUAUCACAAAAUUUUAGCAAUUUAUUUGAAAAUUCUCCAUUUGUUUCAAAUAAAAAUCCAUACUUAAGAGUUUACCUAAAACAAUUCCCAGAUUAUUAUACGUUGAGACUCUAUAAUAUUCAUGAUUUUGUAAAUGCUGAGUUUAAAUUAGAUUCUAAAUUCAAAAUCUUAGACGAGUUGACAUUGACUGCAAAUCAAAGCAAAUAAACAAUGCUUUAAAAUAAAUAUAAAUGGAAAGCUGAUAAUGGAUAAACCUUCUAACCCUCAUUUUAAUCAAAUUUGGAGCAAGAAAAAUAAACAAAUAGUAUGACAGUCAAGCCUUUACAGUUAAGAGUUUUUAAAAUAUCUUUAGUAAAUUGA